Molecule: messenger RNA, 947 nt
Organism: Populus nigra (black poplar)
Lineage: Eukaryota; Viridiplantae; Streptophyta; Magnoliopsida; Malpighiales; Salicaceae
Exons: 1
Coding region: 76-894 (272 amino acids)
Source: RefSeq, a predicted model, not a curated record
CCUUUCAAAAUCAAAGCCCUAAUUUAUCAGGCAGCAACACUUCAAGGAAAGUGAAAGCUUCUGCCCAGGCGGCGCAUGGCAACUCCUCAGCAGCAAGAAGAAGACUCUGAAGAUGACUUAGACCCCAUCAAGAUCCUCCUACCAGACAACCAAAACGGAUUCUCUAAAAUACAACAUGACACACCAGCACAGGAAGUACAGCAGCAUUACAUACAUUCCAUCAAGUCAACGGUGGUAAUCAGACAACUCCCAUCACAAGGUCUCUCCUUCCAGCUCUGGCCAGCAGCUACAACUCUCUUCACUCUCCUCGACAACCACAGCACCAGCCCUUUAUCACCAAUUCUUGAUACAAUAUCCAACGGUUCUACUCAUGGGGCUCUUAAGAUUCUUGAACUGGGGUCAGGUACUGGGAUUGUAGGAAUUGCCGCAGCUGUGACGCUUGGUGCUAAGGUCACAGUCACAGACUUGCCUCACGUGAUACCCAACUUGCAAUUCAACGUGGAUGCUAACGCUGACGUGUUGGCUUCACGAGGUGGGGCUGUAAAUGUGGCAGCUCUAAGGUGGGGAGAGGAUGCUGACGUGGAGGCAGUGGGGAGGGAGUUUGAUCUUGUGUUAGCAUCCGACGUCGUCUAUUACGAUUACCUUUAUGAGCCUUUGCUUAAAACACUGCGUUUGUUGAUGCUGGGUGAGGGUAAGAAGAUGGUCUUUGUUAUGGCUCAUUUGAGGAGGUGGAAGAAGGAUUCUGUGUUUUUUAAGAGGGCCAAGAAGGUUUUUAAUGUUGAGGUUGUUCAUGUGGAUAGUCCCUGUGAAGGGUCUAGGAUUGGCGUUGCUGUUUAUCGCUUCGCCGCCAAGGCCCAAAGGUUGCCUGCUGGCUUAAAUCGCAAUUCUUUGUGAUCAAUGCCAUCUUUGUUAAACAAGGAAAUUCACGAUCUUUUGUUUUCUUGCCA